Amphiprion ocellaris (clown anemonefish) is the source of this 2345-nucleotide messenger RNA. RefSeq names its product heat shock transcription factor 1 (gene hsf1). The transcript is spliced from 15 exons. Gene Ontology annotation, biological process: regulation of DNA-templated transcription. The record is from RefSeq and is a predicted model, not a curated record. Gene Ontology annotation, molecular function: sequence-specific DNA binding; DNA-binding transcription factor activity. Lineage: Eukaryota; Metazoa; Chordata; Actinopteri; Pomacentridae. Bases 279 to 1922 code for a protein of 547 amino acids.
ACGUGAUCGCCAUGCGACAGCCAGCUUGAUACGCAGUUGUUGUUUUAUCGGAUUUGUAGGAAUUUUCCGUCACGGACUGAAUUCUGGUUAAAGUUUAUCGGGUCACUGGCGAACCGGAGGAGAACCACAGGACUCCAGGAGCAGAACUGAACUCUCUGUGACCCGGAUUAGACCAGAGUCCGGCUGCGUGGCGCAGUUUGUUGCUCUGUUUCGGUUCUUUGGGAAAGCUAGCUGUUAGCACCGUUAGCUCUGAUUAGCCGUGUGUUUGAUUCUGCCUGAUGGAGUAUCCCGGCGGAGGAGGGGCGGUGCUGAGCGGCGGGAACGUCCCGGCCUUCCUGACGAAGCUGUGGACCCUGGUGGAGGACCCGGACACCGACCCGCUCAUCUGCUGGAGCCCGAGUGGAACCAGCUUCCAUGUGUUUGAUCAGGGACGGUUCUCUAAAGAGGUUCUACCAAAGUUCUUCAAACACAACAACAUGGCUAGCUUCAUCAGACAGCUCAACAUGUAUGGGUUCCGUAAGGUGGUUCACAUCGAGCAGGGAGGUUUGGUGAAACCAGAGAGAGAUGACACCGAGUUCCAGCAUCCGUUCUUCAUCAGAGGACAAGAACACCUGAUGGAGAACAUCAAACGCAAAGUCACCAACGUGGCGUCGGUGCGUCAGGACGAGGUGAAAAUCUCUACAGACGAAGUGAGCAAGAUCCUGACGGACGUCCAGCUGAUGAAGGGAAAACAGGAGACCAUCGACUCCAGGAUCAUCGCCAUGAAGCAUGAGAACGAGGCUCUGUGGAGGGAGGUGGCCAGUCUGAGACAGAAACACGCUCAGCAGCAGAAAGUCGUCAAUAAGCUGAUCCAGUUUCUGGUGUCUCUCGUCCAGUCCAACCGGAUCAUGGGAGUCAAGAGGAAGAUGCAAGUCCCUCUGAUGCUCAACGACUCUAACUCCGCCCACUCCAUGCCCAAAUAUAGCCGACCCUUCUCAUUGGAGCACAUGCAGGCUGCAGCAAAUCUCUUCUCAGCCGACUCACCGCUGACUUCAGGGCCGAUCAUCUCCGACAUCACAGAGGUGGCCACGCCCACCACAGAUGAUGUGGUGGGUGAUUGGACAGACCCAGGAGACAUCCAAUCAGUGGACAUCAAAGAGGAGCCGUGCAGUCCUGAGGUGGAGGUGUGUCCUGUUCUAGAGGGCGUGGCUACACCUGUGGACACGCCCCUCUCCCCCACCACCUUCAUCAACUCCAUCCUACUGGACACUGAGACGACGCCACCCCCGGUCACCCCGACCUGCAGCCCCCCUACAGCAGCCAGUCCUAUCGUGGUGACGAGCCCCGCCUCUGCUGGGCCACUCCCACCAGCUCCAACCAGCCAAUCACCUGCCUCCGCUGCCCCAACAAAUUCUGCCCCCAAACCCCCCACCACACCUCAACAGAAAUGCCAGACCAUCGCUUGUAUCGACAGACCCCACCCCCCUCCCUCUGCAGGUGGACUCCCACCUGACGUCUGGCGCGUCGUAUCGACAACAGCUGACAAGUCGGAGCUGUUGGAUCACGUCGACCUCAUCGACAACAGUUUAGAAAACCUGCAGAACAUGUUGAACACACAGACCUUCACCUUCGACACGUCUCCUCUCUUCGAGUUUUUCAGUUCGUCCGGUCCUCCAGCAGACUUCGACCUCGACAGUUUGGACACGCUGCUGUCAGAAGAGGCUCCUAAAGGAAGUGCUGAAAGCAACACAGGGAAACAGCUGGUGCAGUACUCCGUAGCCACACCUGUCCAACUGUCUGAACCAAUCAGUGCGGGGGAGGGCGGAGCCGACCUGCCGUCCCUGCUGGAGCUGGAGGGGGAGCCUUUCUUUGAUGCCGACCCGCCCGCCGAUGAUCCAGCUGCUGCCCUGCUAAGCCACGCCCACCUGGACUCUGACCUCUGACAUCACAAGGAUUACCUGUCAGUAACCAUAGCAACAGACACUCUGAGCACUGACUCAGCCACAGCAAUAGAUGGUGAUGAAGUCAAUCAAUCAGCUGUAGAUCAACCGUUAGGUCAAAGUUUUUAUUAUGCAGAUGGUAUUGAUCGAUAUUAACCAUUUAUAUACCUGUCCUCUUCUUCUACUACUCUUUUUAUUUUAGCCUGUUUCUUUUUUGCUGCUCAAAUUAAAUCCUUUGUUUGUUGCUCACUGUAAACACAAACAACAAAGGUUCUCAGAGAACCUGGGUCACAUGGUCCAAUCAGAGACAGGUGUGAUGUCACUGUGUAGGUGAGUCAUGUGACCCAGGCGUUCUCUGCGCUCUGCAUGUUGAAGUCAGAUUUUAUGGUUGUUUUCAUGUGUAAAACAUAAAGAGGAGAAUCUGGA